GUGUUCCUUCUUGCACCUUAAUCUGAAAGGACAGGUAAAAUCGUCCAAAUUCGUCUACAACCCGAUCUAAAACGAACAACCUUACGGGUUGCGUGGUCCAUUAGAAAAGGUGUCGAUAAUUUAAUUAAUCACAAAUUUAAAUUAAAUUCCUCACUAAAACACCUGCAUAUAAAUGAUAUGAACAGGGAAGAUUUAAGAAACAUUUUGGCAUUUACUGCUUCGAUAACUACAAUUUUUCAAAGUCUCGCGGGAACUUUGGUUUGUUUAAAAAUCGUACAGAAAAAAAGCACCGGCGACCUAUCUGGACUACCCUUCAUAUCCGGAUUCUUGGCUGCCAGUUCGUGGUUAGGCUAUGGGUUUUUAAUUGGAGAUCCCACACUAAUUUUUGUGAAUACAGUUGGAACAGCUUUAAACUUCUCGUACGCUUCCCUGUUUUGCUUUUUCAGUAUCAAAAAGACUGUUGUCCUUCGGCAAUUUGUGGGAAGCGUGUUCGGUAUAAUAACAUUAUUACUUUAUUUAGUAAAUGGAUUUAGUACGGAGAUCUCGAUUAAGUAUGUCGGAUUUUUAUCAUGUGCAUUGACAAUAAUGUUUUUUGCCGCUCCUUUAACAUCUCUGAUGUACAUCAUUAGAGUGAAAUCGGCAGACAGUUUGCCCUUCCCAAUUAUAUUAAUGACGUUCAUUGUUACGAUACAGUGGUUUUUUUACGGAGCUCUUCUUCACGACUAUUUCAUACAGAUACCGAAUAUUUUGGGAUGCCUUCUGUCUGGAUUUCAGUUGUUCCUUUUUUGGAUAUAUUCAAAGUCAUCUGCGGUAACUUAUACACCUGUACAGAAUCUGUAAAAUUUGCUUUUGCAUUUUAAUUUACCAAAGAGUAAUUAUAGGUAUAUUUUUAUAGUAUUUAUAAUUAGAUUUGUUAACAAGUUGUAUUGUUAUUACCAAAGUUAUGUACUUAGAUGUAUUUUUGAACGAUGUUAAUUGUUAUCAAAUACCUAAAAUUUGUAUG
This is a messenger RNA of Photinus pyralis (common eastern firefly), 1003 nucleotides long. It is a transcript of the gene slv, whose product is annotated as sugar transporter SWEET1. The record is from RefSeq and is a predicted model, not a curated record. The transcript is spliced from 4 exons. Bases 178 to 840 code for a protein of 220 amino acids. Gene Ontology annotation, cellular component: membrane. Lineage: Eukaryota; Metazoa; Arthropoda; Insecta; Coleoptera; Lampyridae. Gene Ontology annotation, molecular function: sugar transmembrane transporter activity. Gene Ontology annotation, biological process: carbohydrate transport.